AUGCUCCAAGCCAGCCGGUCGUGUGGCCCUCGUAGGGCUUGGUGGCGUGGGCAAAACGCAGCUUGCCAUCGAAUAUGCGCACCGCGUUACCGACCGAGUUGUCGAGGGGCAACCUGGAACAUGGGUAUUUUGGGUCUAUGCAGGCACGAAGGCACGCCUCGAAGAAGGCUUAAGACAAUCGCAGACGCUGUCAAGCUGCCCGGCCGGAACCAACCUCAGACCGAUAUCCCCCAGCUUGUGUACAACUGGUUGUCCAACGACCGGAACGGCAGAUGGCUCAUUAUCCUCGAUAACGCCGAUGACCGCAACGUACUCUACAGCCCCAUCACCGACGACACGCCGGACAGCAAGCCCUUUGCCACCUACCUACCACAGAACCGAAACGGGUCAAUUCUCAUCACCGCCCGCAACAAAGACCUGGCCUACAGGCUGACCGGGUACCACCAAAACAUCAUCGAAGUCGGGCCCAUGGAGCAGACAGACGCCCUCACGCUUCUGGAGAAUAAUCUGGAAUCGCUCCCGGAUCCAGAUAUCGCGAUCGAUCUCGUGCAUACACUUGAUCUUGUUCCGUUGGCUAUCAGCCAAGCCGCCGCAUACAUACGUCAAAGGGAACCGCGGACCUCGCCGAGCAAGUACCUGGCCGACUUCUGGGCAAGCGAGAAGAGGAAGACACAGCUGCUUGAACACGAUGCUGGGGACCUGCGAAGAGAUGGUGGUGCUCCCAACGCCAUUCUUACCACAUGGCAGAUAUCCUUUGAGCAUAUACGGUCCGAGCGGCCUUCUGCAGCAGACCUCCUCUCGCUCAUGAGCUUCUUUGACCGACAAGGCAUCCCGGGAUGGGUUCUCAACCCUUCUGGAACUGCCAAUCGGGCCAUUAGGCAGGCCAGAGAAGGGAAUUCUGCCGACAGCACCAGUAGCACGGGCGACAAUGCAGACGACGAUACGGGGAGCGAAUUUGAAGACGACCUCGCGAUGUUGAUGAACUACUACCUUAUUGUCGCCGACGAGACAGGGGACAAUUUUGAGAUGCACAAGCUUGUGUAG
Molecule: messenger RNA, 1044 nt
Organism: Chaetomium globosum CBS 148.51
Lineage: Eukaryota; Fungi; Ascomycota; Sordariomycetes; Sordariales; Chaetomiaceae
Exons: 1
Coding region: 1-1044 (347 amino acids)
Source: RefSeq, a predicted model, not a curated record